Populus nigra (black poplar) is the source of this 1941-nucleotide messenger RNA. Its product is annotated as protochlorophyllide-dependent translocon component 52, chloroplastic-like. The coding region runs from base 85 to 1665 and encodes 526 amino acids. The record is from RefSeq and is a predicted model, not a curated record. The transcript has 7 exons. NCBI's taxonomy places the organism in Eukaryota, Viridiplantae, Streptophyta, Magnoliopsida, Malpighiales, Salicaceae. Gene Ontology annotation, molecular function: 2 iron, 2 sulfur cluster binding; chlorophyllide a oxygenase activity.
UCAAGUUCACAAUUACAUACCCUGCUUUUCUCUCAACUUAAUUUGGAAUCUUACUCUCUAGCUUGAUCAGUAAAACAAGCAGCAAUGGAAGGUUUAAGAACUUCCUCUGUUUCAUCAAUUCACAUCGCAACUUCAAUAAGCAAAACCCAAUUCACCAAACCCAAGUUCUUGAAUUUUCAGUUUAAUCCAGUACCCACUUCAACUUUCUCAAGAAAAAUACCAUCAACAUCCAAGCUUUUCACAACCAUAUCAUCAUCUCCAUCCUUCGUUUCAACACCUGAGCCAGAACUUGAAGCUGACUCUCAAGCAGAGAAGUUUGAUUGGUACGCACACUGGUAUCCCGUAAUGCCAGUUUGUGAUUUGGACAAGAGGGCUCCACAUGCAAAAAAGGUGAUGGGACUUGAUAUUGUGGUGUGGUGGGACAAGAAUGAGAGUUCAUGGAGAGUUUUCAACGAUGCUUGUCCUCAUAGGAUGGCACCGUUGUCUGAAGGAAGGGUCGAUCAAUGGGGAAGGUUACAGUGUGUGUACCAUGGUUGGUGUUUUAAUGGCUCUGGUAACUGCAACUUCAUUCCUCAAGCACCACCUGAUGGUCCUCCGGUCUCCACAUCUAAGAAAGCGUGUGUAGCAGUUUAUCCAAGCACAGUACAUCAUGACAUCGUGUGGUUUUGGCCAAACACUGAUCCACAAUACAAAGAUAUCAUUUUGAAGAAACAACCUCCCUUCAUCCCAGAAUUAGAUGAUCCAUCAUAUAUCAAGAUAACGGGUUCCAGAGAUUUGCCUUAUGGAUACGAAGUCUUGAUCGAAAACCUGAUGGAUCCUGCUCAUGUUCCCUAUGCACAUUAUGGAAUUAUGAGAACACGACAACCAAAAGUGAAGGCAGAUAGAGAAGGGGGCAGCCCAGUUGAAUUGAGUAUCAAGAAACUAGACAUAGAUGGUUUCAUUGGAAAUCAAGUCCAGUUUGGUAUUAAUAAAUUUAUAGCUCCCUGUAUCUCUUAUGCUGACAGUAGUCCUGUGAUUGAUCAAGGUGAUGAUGCAAUUGCUGAUACUGAAAAGAAACCUUCCAUGCAACGGAGAGAGGCCUUAAUUUUCUUUUGUGUUCCGGUCAGUCCAGGGAAUAGCAGAUUGAUUUGGGCCAUACCAAAAAACUACGGAGUUUGGAUUGCCAAAGUUCCACGAUUUAUUCAUCAUUCGGUAACCAACAUAGUUCUGGAUUCAGAUCUGUAUCUCCUUCAUCUGGAGGAGCGCAAGAUAAUGGAAAUUGGCGCUUCCAACUGGCAGAAGGCUUGUUUUGUGCCAGCAAAAUCAGAUGCUUUUGUGGUUGGUUUCAGAAAAUGGUUAAACAAGUAUGCUGGUGGUCAAGUUGAUUGGAGGGGCAACUACAGUGGAACUCUUCCCCCAACUCCUCCUAGAGAACAGCUGUUGGACAGGUAUUGGUCUCAUGUAGUAAACUGUCCCAGUUGCAAUUCUGCAUACAAGGGUCUCAAUGCACUAGAGGUUAUUCUGCAAUUUGCUUCUCUAGCUUUCAUUGGGAUUGCUGGUGCAACCAAGCACAAUGCAUAUACAAUGGUAGCAAUGGCAGUAGUAUGCUUUGUAGGUUCAAAAUGGCUGGAUCAAUUCAUCUACAAGAACUUCCAUUACCAUGACUACGAUCAUGCUUUUCGCUGAGGUGUGUUGAAAAUAUGUCUUCACUGGUGAAUGCAUGAUCCUGCAAUAGAUGGCUGAAAUGGAAUUUCAAGUCAGCAGAAUUCUUCUGCUCUUAAGUGCUGCUGUAGAAUAUGUUGUGGGAGGUGAAAAAACUUAAGCACGGUAUAUAGUUUUCUUGUGAAGUUAUUUUCAAAUAUUAUCUAGAGACGUUUAUUCGAAAUUUGUAACAUAUUAUUGCUGACAGUCAAGUAUUUUCCUUUAUCAUAAUGAUAAACAAACUCUAAUGAUUGAUUUAAA